GUCGCACCAUUUCAGAAUCGAUCGCCAUCUCUUUUGACUUUGUUUGGCAAAUUAUUUAGUUGUCAAAACGAAGAAAAUGGCGGAGUUGCUACUGAGUUCGCCGGCACAGUCUUCUCUCCUUAACGUGAGACCCAGGCUCCUCCUCACCCCUUCUGCUUCUUCACCGAUCCAAAGUCUCGCCUUCACUAACUCCAAAGGUUUCCAUCCUCUAGCGUUCAAAUCCGGUCGUCACCAAAGACUCCCCUUCGGUGCCAAGACUAUUACGGUUAGAUGCGCAGUAGAUUCGGGAGCCAAAUCUGUUGAAGUUGAACCUGCGAUCGGCGGAGGAGGAAGUGAUGGUGGAAUCGGAGGGGACAAGUUCGGCGGCGGCGGGGGAGGCGGCGAUGAUAAUGAGGAGAAAGAGGAGAGUGGUGGGAAGACGCCUUUGUCCAUGUCGCAGAAGUUGACUCUCGGUUACGCCUUCCUUGUCGGAGUUGGUGGGCUGAUGGGUUAUGUGAAGAGCGGAAGCCAGAAAUCAGCGAUUGCGGGUGGAGUUUCAGCUGCUGUUCUGCUCUUUGUCUUCCGUGAGCUCCCUACUAAACCUGUUCUUGCUUCAACCAUUGGUGUAGUGAUGGCGGGUGCAUUAACGUGGGUGAUGGGAACUCGGUACAUGGGUUCCAAGAAGAUAUUUCCGGCUGGAGUCGUGUCCUUCAUGUCUUUCAUUAUGACCGGAGGAUACAUUCAUGGCAUCAUGCGCAGCCUUCACUAAGCAGCAGCAGCAGCAGCAGCAGCAUCACUUAGCUUUGCAGUUGUGUCUAAACGUUUUCUCGGGCUUAAAUUGGAGACUGUUUUUUUUCGUUCUUAUGUAAAAACAGCUUUAUGCUUUGUUUUGUUUGAACCGUACCAGAAAUAAGAAAAGAACCUUAUAAUU
Messenger RNA from Raphanus sativus (radish), 910 nucleotides. RefSeq names its product protein FATTY ACID EXPORT 2, chloroplastic. The record is from RefSeq and is a predicted model, not a curated record. The transcript has 3 exons. Bases 77 to 748 code for a protein of 223 amino acids. Lineage: Eukaryota; Viridiplantae; Streptophyta; Magnoliopsida; Brassicales; Brassicaceae. Gene Ontology annotation, cellular component: membrane.